AUGUUAAUCGAAUGUAGAUUUUGUUUGGAGGAGUUGGAGGUCCGAAUACCACAACAAGACUGCACAGAUAUAGAUUGUUUGAAACAAUCAAUCAACAAUCCAACGGCUACAACGACUUGUGGAUCAACACAUCAAGACCACCAACAUCAACACCAGCAACAACAGCUUGGACUAUCAUAUACUGAGUUAAGACCAUUACAUCAAUCAAAGAGAAAGAAGAAGGAUAUUGGAUGUAGAUUGGUACGACCUUGUGCCUGCAAAGGUACACAACAACAUGUCCACGUCAAGUGUCUGUGCGAAUGGAUUGCCAAGUGCAACAAGUGGUACUGUACGAUCUGCCAGCGCGUCUACAACCUCUCGCCCUCGCAGCUGCACUACUGCGUGGUCAAACUGCAAAGGAAGGGCGCGCUGAAGAACCUGCCGCCAAUAUACUCCAACUCGGACUUUUCCAGGUCGAGCUACUUCAUCCUCCUGGUGUUCAUGGGCACGCUGAGCAUGCUGAUGCUCCCUUCGACAUUGCCCCCACACACCCUUCAGUCUACGUCACCGCCCUCGUCGUCGGCGUCUGGCUACUCAUCGCUCAUGGUGUCGGCAGCCUCCAACACCUACUACAAUCCAAACCCGACGACGUCGUCGCCAAUGUUGGGGCGUCAGCAUCCGGUUCUGCCGCCGAGUAUAGCAGAGCCAAACGGCUCACCCUACUACAACUCGCAGAUAUCGCUGUUCUUCUCGUCCAGCUGCAAGGUUGUACAUCAAUCAUUGAGCAACAGCCUGCUGUUCAAUCAGAGGAUAUCAUCACUGUUAUGCAAGGACAGUCAACAACAACAUUCCCCUAGCAUCAAGGGAGUGUCAUUCACACAGGGUCCAAUACCCAGCUUCUUCAAUCGACUGACCACCGGUCAGCAGCAACAUCCAUCAAUGUCUCAGCAACAACAUCCUGGCAACUGUGGCAAUGGAAGCAGUCGUGAUGUAUUUGGCGAUAUCAUGGAGACAUUGUGCAACAUAUUGCCAGUAUGUGCCACAUCACGAGACCACAACAACAAUUGUAUUCAACUGGAUUCCAGGACAGCCCAAUAA
Messenger RNA from Acytostelium subglobosum LB1, 1077 nucleotides. RefSeq lists its product as hypothetical. The record is from RefSeq and is a predicted model, not a curated record. The coding region runs from base 1 to 1077 and encodes 358 amino acids. The transcript has a single exon. Gene Ontology annotation, molecular function: zinc ion binding. Lineage: Eukaryota; Evosea; Eumycetozoa; Acytosteliales; Acytosteliaceae.